AUGGUACAAAGAACAGUCUUGAAGGUUGAUAUUUCAUGCGAAAAAUGCAAGAAAAAGCUUCUCAAAGCUGUGUCCACACUUGAAGGCGUAGAUAAGAUUGAGGUUGAUCAAGCUAAGGGAACUUUAACAGUAACAGGAGAUGCAGACCCAUAUAAGAUCAUAGUUCGUACAAGAAAAGCAGGUAAACAUGCAGAGGUAGUGAGUAUUGGGCCACCUCCUGCACCACCGAAACAGGAUGGGCAAAAGAAGGCAGAAGAGAAAAAACCCGAAAACAAAAAGCCUGAAGAGAAGAAGACUGAACAGAAGAAGACUGAACAGAAGGCCCUAAUCCAUGAUCCACACAAUUGUCCUCAGUGUCAGCAAAUGCUUCUCAUGCCCAUGCAAACGCCAAUGCAAGUGUACCGAAUUAAUAUCUCCUUCCGCUCUGUCUCGCUCUCUCUCUCUCUCUCUUACUCCAACAUUUCUGAGUCUUUGACCCUCCAAAAAAUGGCCCAUCUCUGCAAAAAUCCUCAAGUUUUCUGUAUUGGCACGGCUGAUACCAAGCACGACGAGCUCCUAUUCCUUUCUGAUUCAGUCAGAUCCUAUCUUACCUCCUUCUCCACCAACUCGUCUUCUAAGGUACAGGUGGUGGUUGUUGAUGUUUCGGUUGGUAGUAAAGAGAUUGAAAGUGUUGGAGAUUUUGAAUUUGUGUCCAGAAAGGAUCUUCUUGCUGGCUAUCUUGGUCCAGCUGAACAAACACAAUAUAUGCUUCCAGAUGAUAGAGGCCAAUCUGUUUCCGUAAUGAGUAGAGCUCUUAAAAAUUUCUUACAAAAAGCUCAAGAUGACGGUGCUCUUGCUGGAGCUGUUGGCCUUGGGGGCAGCGGGGGCACAUCUUUAAUAUCAUCUGCUUUCAGGUCACUUCCUAUUGGAUUGCCGAAAGUCAUCGUAUCUACUGUUGCUAGUGGUCAAACUGAACCUUACAUUGGAUCAUCGGAUUUGAUACUCUUUCCUUCUGUAGUCGAUGUCUGUGGGAUUAAUAGUGUUAGUAGGGCUGUGUUAUCGAAUGCUGGUGCGGCUUUUGGUGGAAUGGUGAUUGGAAGGCUUGGGAGAUCUAAUGGUUUUUAUAGUGAUAAUAAGUUAACUGUUGGUUUAACCAUGUUUGGAGUUACAACUCCGUGUGUGAAUGCUGUGAAGGAAAGAUUGGUGAAAGAAGGUUAUGAGACCCUGGUAUUCCAUGCCACCGGGACUGGGGGCAAGGCCAUGGAAUCACUUGUUAGAGAGGGAUUUAUACAGGGUGUUUUAGACAUUACUACCACAGAGGUUGCAGAUUAUAUAGUUGGAGGUGUUAUGGCUUGUGACAGUUCCCGCUUUGAUGCGAUCAUAGAGAAGAAGAUUCCUUUAGUGUUGAGUUUAGGAGCCUUGGACAUGGUGAACUUUGGUGCUAAGAAUACCAUACCUUCUGAUUUUCAGCAAAGAAAGAUUCACGUCCACAAUGAACAGGUCUCACUCAUGCGAACCACAGUGGACGAGAAUAAGAAAUUUGCUAGUUUUAUAGCAGAUAAGCUCAACAAAUCAUCAUCAAAGGUCCAUGUAUGCCUGCCACAAAAGGGAAUCUCAGCUUUGGAUUCCCCUGACAAGCCAUUUCAUGAUCCUGAGGCUACUGAUACUCUACUAAAUGAACUACAGAAGCUUAUACAAACAACAGAAGAUCGGCAGGUAAAGGUGUAUCCUUGCCAUAUCAAUGACCCUGAGUUUGCAGAUGCAUUGGUUGACACAUUUUUAGAGAUUAGUUUGGGUAAACCUAAGGAUUCCACUCAUCUCAAAAAUCCUGUUUCUGAACCCAGUCUAGACGUUCAGGAUGUUUCCAAUCUGAAUUCAUCAAGCCAUGAGACUAUUUAUUACAGCCCAAGCAACUAUCCAGAUGCAAGACCAGAGACUUUGCAAAAAACUUGGGCAAUAUUGCAGCAUCUCAAAGAUCAAAUAGAUAAAGGAUUGCCCAUAAUUGGAGCUGGUGCAGGGACUGGCAUAUCAGCAAAGUUUGAAGAAGCUGGUGGUGUUGAUUUAAUAGUGUUGUACAACUCAGGGCGCUUUCGCAUGGCAGGAAGGGGUUCUUUAGCUGGUUUACUGCCUUUUGCUGAUGCAAAUGCUAUAGUAGUUGACAUGGCCAAUGAAGUCUUGCCGGUUGUCAAGGAGGUACCAGUUCUUGCUGGAGUGUGUGGAACUGAUCCUUUUCGCCGAAUGGAUUACUUCUUAAAGCAGGUGGAAUCAAUUGGGUUCUGUGGGGUGCAAAAUUUUCCAACUGUUGGGCUUUUUGAUGGUAAUUUUAGACAAAAUCUUGAAGAGACCGGAAUGGGAUAUGGAUUGGAGGUUCAGAUGAUUGAAAAGGCACAUAAGAUGGGUCUCUUGACAACCCCAUAUGCUUUUAAUGAAAGUGAAGCCAGGGAAAUGGCAAAAGUUGGUGCCGAUAUCAUUGUUGCCCAUAUGGGGCUUACUACAUCUGGGUCUAUUGGUGCAAAAACAGCUGUCUCAUUAGACGAAAGUGUAUUUUGUGUGCAAGCUAUUGCAGACGCUGCACAUAACAUCAACCCCAAUAUCAUUGUCCUGUGUCAUGGAGGCCCCAUAUCCGGACCCAGAGAAGCAGAAUUUAUAUUGAAGAAAACCAAGGGAGUUCAUGGAUUCUAUGGUGCAUCAAGCAUGGAGAGACUGCCUGUUGAACAAGCCAUUACAAGCACAAUGAAACAGUACAAAUCAAUUUCCAUCAAAUGA
Messenger RNA from Dovyalis caffra, 2745 nucleotides. The record is from the annotation of a GenBank genome assembly. NCBI's taxonomy places the organism in Eukaryota, Viridiplantae, Streptophyta, Magnoliopsida, Malpighiales, Salicaceae.